Messenger RNA from Tinamus guttatus (white-throated tinamou), 714 nucleotides. Lineage: Eukaryota; Metazoa; Chordata; Aves; Tinamiformes; Tinamidae. The record is from RefSeq and is a predicted model, not a curated record.
UUCCACCAAAGAUCUCCAAUAUCUCCUCGGACAUUACCGUGAAUGAGGGUAGCAACGUGACCCUGGUUUGCAUGGCAAAUGGGCGUCCUGAGCCUGUCAUCACCUGGAGGCACCUCACCCCAACAGGCAGAGAAUUUGAAGGUGAGGAAGAGUACCUGGAGAUCCUAGGAAUCACACGAGAGCAAUCGGGCAAGUACGAAUGCAAAGCUGCCAAUGAGGUUGCUUCAGCAGAUGUCAAGCAAGUCCGGGUCACUGUGAACUACCCUCCUACUAUCACAGAGUCCAAGAGCAACGAAGCGGCCACAGGACGACAAGCCUUACUCCGGUGCGAGGCGUCAGCAGUGCCCACACCUGAUUUUGAGUGGUACAGAGAUGACACCAGGAUAAACAGCGCCAACGGGCUGGAGAUAAAGAGCACGGGGAGCCAGUCUCUGCUGAUGGUGGCCAACGUCACUGAAGAACACUAUGGGAACUACACCUGCGUGGCUGCCAACAAGCUGGGAGUCACAAAUGCCAGUCUAUACCUUUACAAACGAGUUUUACCCACACUCCCCAAUCCUUUUCCAGGACCCGGCACGGGGAGAGUAGACAGCGGCUCCGUGAGCUUGGCCGUCCCACUGUGGCUGCUGGCAGCAUCCCUGCUCUGCCUACUCAGCAAAUGUUAAUACAGAUCAGAAUUUAAAAUAAUAAUAAUAAUAAUAAUAAUUAAAAAAA